CAGAAUAUGCAGCAAGAAUGGGCCGGAUGCGCAUGCGUACACGUCAUCGCGUCAACAACGAGUCACGUGCUCACAUCCGCGUCCGGGAUUAGCUGCUGAGGCGGAACCUUUGAAAGACAGAUGUUGCUGCCGGAAGACUAAAGCUGAGACUCCGGAUGAGGUCGUCUGCUAUCGCUGGCUGUGGGUUUGCUAACAUGUCGAGAGCCGUGAGAAGAGCGCUGAGCACCGGGGCGGACGCCGCCGCCGCUCGGCUCUCCGGCAGCCGCUGGGAGAGGCUGAAAAACGGCAAAGCAGGCGUGUGGUGUCGCAGCCUGCUGAGCGACUACAGAGAGGCGUGCAGGGACAUGGUUGUGGGCGCCCGGGAGCGUCCGCUCAAAGCCUCGUUGUAUGCAGUGGCGCUGGGGGGGGGCUGGUUCUGCUUCCACUCGCAGCCCGGCCAGUCCGAGUUCCAGGCGGCCCUGGUGGAGCGCUCCAACCAGCUGGGUCUGCUGUCGCCGUGGACCCGCAGCGCGGCCUCCGACGCUCACGUGCAGAACCUGGUGAAGCUGCAGAGCCAGGGCAGACUCCGCCUCCUCAGCCUGGGCCUCCUGUCUGUGGUUUACGGGGUCGACCACGACCCGGACACCACCCUGUACGAAGCCCAGUGCUCCAGCCUGUCGGCGCCGUGGAGGGAGAUCCCUCACAGGGUUCUGGACGUGGGCUUCUGCUGGCGCUGGUGGGUUCUGGAGUCAAAGAUGAAGGACUACGAUGUGAACGAGGAAGAGUUCAGGCACCUGCCAGCGGACAUGCAGAGGACGUCUCCCCCUGGCCUGCAGGGGGUGCAGAGGAACGAAAGCCUGCACAGACAGUCCUGGCUCCCUUUGCCUGUGGGGGCCCAGGAGGAAUAACCUGGAAACGGGGGGGGGGCAGACCGUGGAUGUGCUUCCUGUGAGCAGCACUGCUGCUGCUCUGCUGUCUGAAACAGCAGCUGGGGAUUCAAACUAAAACAUCUGCUGCUGCUCAAGGGGCCUGUUGUCUUUGGAGAGUUUUAAAUAAAGCUCUGAGAACCCCCCAACUA
Molecule: messenger RNA, 1057 nt
Organism: Oryzias latipes (Japanese medaka)
Lineage: Eukaryota; Metazoa; Chordata; Actinopteri; Beloniformes; Adrianichthyidae
Gene: timm29
Product: translocase of inner mitochondrial membrane 29
Biological process (GO): protein insertion into mitochondrial inner membrane
Cellular component (GO): TIM22 mitochondrial import inner membrane insertion complex
Source: RefSeq, a predicted model, not a curated record